Messenger RNA from Bursaphelenchus okinawaensis, 4980 nucleotides. Lineage: Eukaryota; Metazoa; Nematoda; Chromadorea; Rhabditida; Aphelenchoididae. The record is from the annotation of a GenBank genome assembly.
AUGGAAAGGCAACAUAAAUUAUUAUACACGUUUUUAUUGGCUUGGCUUGUACUAGUUUUGCUAUGGAUUGAUUAUCAAUCGGAUAAUGGAAGUGUUGUUGUCAAAAAUUUGGGUAGGUCUUACAGAUUUUAGAAAUUUAGAAUUAGGUAUGGUUUUUAAAAGUUUUGGGAAGUAAAAGGGGUGUAAAUCACUCAAAAGAUUGUUAUACAAGCUUUGUUUAGAGGUAAAGUGUAAAUUUGAAAAGCAACUGCCAUUUUUAAGCAAUCCCCAAUCAAAAAUACAAGCUUUUGAAAAAAUACACCUUAAAAAACAGGAAUCUCGAAUUUUAUGGCAAGAAAAACUAAAAUUCUCGAAGAAAAGCCUUUUUCGGCCAUGUAUAACAUGUUUUGUUGGUGAAACCAUCGUUCCUUUGUGAACUAAGACCUAAAAUUCAAGAAAAAUAACAUUAAAAGACUUACCUUACCAUGGGUCAUGUUAAUAACGUCGAUUCUCGUUAAAAACCUGUUGAAUCUUCUGUUUUCGUCAAAGUCCCGUGUCCAACAGUUUAAAACAAUAUAAAAAGUAGAAAUUUAGGUAGAUAUUUGAAAAAAAGGUAAAUCAAAUCUUAAUUUAUAAGCAGGUCAACAAUAUUUUAAAGAAUAUACAAGAUUAAAGCAAUGUUUCACAAAGGAAGCAAUGUUUUAUCCAAGAAAAAUAUUAUCCAUCGCCGAAAAAUGUUUUUUCCUCGAUAAUUUUGGUUUUUUCUCACCGCGAUAUUCUUUCUGGAUAUUUUUUCAAAAGUUAUCUUCAGAAAGGUCUUAAAAUUGAAUUUUUAAUUUGGGUAUUGUUUAAAAAUGGCAUUUUACGCUUACCUUUCAAUUUAUUUGAUUGCUGAACUGAUUCUGUGCCGAUAACCGCGACGAUUUGCUUUUGGGAGUGGCACAGAAUUUAUUGAACAACUUAAAAUACUCGUCUAUAGUUUUAUCGUCUUUAUUUAGCUAUAUUUCAACUUUUAUUUAUUUAUUUACUUGCUUUAAAUCAAGUUACACAACUUUUCCUUUUCAGUUAACAAAGUCGGAUCGAAACCAUGGCUAAAAGGGCUGUAUAGGCUAAAAACUACCACAGAAGAAGGACUGAAAUCUACUGAAACUUUACCUCAACAAAAUGAAAAUGUAUCUAUCUGUAAACUUCCAAAACUGGACCCAUGGGAUCCAACGAUCAAAGACCUUUUAAAUCCGAAAGAAGAUCCUUUGGAGGGUUGUCAGCCUCAAUACGAUGUACUUACUUAUGUUGAGGAUCAAGUUUUAUAUGUGGAUAAGGAAAAAGUCGACGGAACUACCCUUUGUGAGUACCAGUAAGUUAAAUUUUUGGGUUUUUAGGCAGAUUUUGGUGGGUAUGGGUAUGUGAAUGUAUAUCGUGAUAGGUAUAAGCAUAUUAAUUUAUUAUAGAUUUUGAUAGGUGUGGGCAUAUGACUGUAAAAAUAUUGAAAAUAUUGAGUAUAGAGAUGUAUUUGACUAUAUUGACCUAUAUGUUGUAGAUGCGCUUACGCUGUAAACGACAGAGACUUAAGGUAUGGAGAUUGGCUGAAGAUUGACAGAGAAGGUGGCGCUAGGCCAGACUGUGAUGUAUUUAAAGUCAAAUGCGAUGCAGAAGAGCAAUAUACGUUUUUACAUCAACACAUCGCUGAACAGUAAGUUUAGCCUUUUCUGUAGCCUUAAGCCUAACUCUAGGCUUAGCUUAAGCUCUAGCCUAAGCCCUAGCCUAAGCCCUAGCCUAAGCUCUAGUUCAAGCUCUAGUUUCAGCCCUAGCCAAGCUUUAGCCUAAGACCUAGCCCAAAGCUUAUCCUAAGCCUCUAACCUAAGCUUUAGCCUCAAAACAUUGCUGAACAAUAAGUUCACCCCUUUCUAUAGUCUUAAGCCUAGCUCUAUGCUUUGCCACAGCUUUGGGCCUAGCCUAACUAAGCUUUGUCUUAAGCCUAAGCUUUAGCCUAAGCCCUAGUCUACGCUUAAGCCCUAGCGACAUUCAUAUGCCUAGUCACAGCUUUAGGCUUAUUGUUAGCUACAAGAUCUAGCCUUAGGCCUAUCUCCCUAAAUUUAAAAAUCUUAAUCUAGUUUACUUUUCAGAAACCUAACCAAGAACUUUGAUCCAAAUGCCUAUUCAGUUCACAUCUUAAUGAUUGACUCGACAAGUUCAAGUCAAUUCAUUCGCACGAUGCCAGAAUCCAUGAAUUUCCUUAAAAACUCACUAGAAUCCAUUCACUUUCCGUACCUAAACAAAGUUGGUGAUAACACUCGUCUCAAUGCCUAUACCUUCUUCCUGGGCGAACGGGCGGCUAAUCUGACGGCCAAUCCAUGGGGACCGUUCCUAGCCGGCGGCCGAGAAGAUGAGUUGUGUAACAAGAGCAUUAAUACCGAGAAUUUUGUUGGUUUUGACUAUAACAAGCAAGGAUAUGUUACUAUGUUGAAUGAUGACUGGUCGGAAGGGUUUUUUAAUUGGCCAAAUUGUAUUGGAUUUACCGAGAAUCCGGCCGAUCAUUUCAUGAAGUAAGUGAAUAUUGGGGGUGAAUGUGGGGAAGUAAGGGUAGGGUGAUAUUAAGUUGGGUUGGGUAGGGUAGAGUAGAGUACGGUAGGGUAGGACAGGGUAAUGUAGGGUAGGGUAGAGUAGGCUGUGGUUGGGUAAAGUAGGGUACGGUAGGGCAACAUAAGGCUGGGUUAAAGCAUUACGACUUAGCCCUACGGUCUUAUCUCUUGCUCUAUCUAUACUUCAGCCCUCCAGUCUUAUCUUAGGUCUAGUUUAGCUUCACCAGGCAUACCUUAUCUUAUGACCUACUCCAUGUUUUACCAUUCUCUAUCUCAUGUCUGACCCUAUACCUUACUCUAUGGCUUGCUCUAGCCUUUCUCUAACUCAACUAGAGCUCCUAUUUGUACCUUAUAGCUUAGCCAUGCGGUUAGGAGUAGGUUAGGGCUUGGUAAAAUAAUUAUAGCAAUUUUUUUUAAACGUACGCCCUUUUUAGUCCAUUUUCCCAUCACAUAACCGUAGGCAAUCAAUUUCGAGAUCAACGCCUAUACGAACGUAUGUAUCAAGGCACUUGCCACGAGCCAGCCGACUAUAUUCUAGAAACCCUACAACAAUAUGUACAAAAAUACCACAACAAACCAAAACUUUCGAUCAACGUACUAACUCAACUAACCCAUGACAGUAUCAACAACAUGUACCAUUUCGAUGCGAAAUUGAAGAAAGCGCUACAGAAAGCCGAGAAACAGCUUCAGAAUUCGUUUUUCAUCGUGAUGAGUGAUCAUGGCAAUAGAAAUGACUGGAUACGACGAACUACAGUUGGUGCUUUAGAGGAUCGGAAUCCGUUUUUUAUGAUUUCAAUACCUAAAAAGCUUAGGGGCAAUAACAAUUUAAUGAGACAACUGCAAGAGAACUCGAAACAGCUUAUCACACAUUAUGAUUUAUAUGCUACUUUCUUUGAACUUGCUAUGGUAGGUGGAUUUCUCUCUAACUUCUUUGGUGGGCAUGGAUUUUUAGGGCUGAAUUUGGCUUAUUUGGGCAGGGUAGAGGAAGGUCAGGUAAAACGAAGAACGAAGCAGGACAGGAAAAUAUUUUUUUUAAAGUCUUCUCAGGCAGGGCAGGGUGAAAAAAAGUAGGUAAUGUUAAACAAUGUAUGAAAAACCCCGGGGCAGCGUAUGGGCAGAACAAGAAAAGGCUAAUAAGACGUAAAGUGGGGUAGAAUAUGAUAGGAUACAGUGUGGAAGGGUAGGGCAGGGAAGGAAAAAAUACGGUGGAGUAGGGUAGAAAAUAGUAGAGUAGGGCAACAUAGAGCUGCAAAAAUUGCCCUAGAGUACGUUAGGAAAAAGUAAUGUAGAGUUGGGUAAUGUAGGGUAAUGCAGGGUAGGGUAUGGUAGGGUGGGGUAGGGUAGUGUAGGGUAGGGUAAGGUAAGCUAAGGUUUGGUAAAGUACGGUAGGGCCUUUCUUAUCGUACUAUAUUGAACUCUUUUUAGGAGAACCAUAAAUGGACAAUAAACACAAAGUUUAAUGACAAACCAUACACAAACCCAAAAAGAAAUCUCACUGGAUCAUCACUGUUCCAUCCUUUAAAAAUGCCUAGGAAUUGCAAUUCUCUACUAAUCCCAUUUGAGUUUUGUCUAUGUCAACUUGAGUCCAAGUCAGUGCGGAAUGACACUUUAGUUGAGAUUGCUGGUAACAUGAUGGUGGAGAGAAUGAACCAAGCUUUAAAAGCUUCCGACUACGUCGAUAAAUGCGAGGAAUCAAGUCUGGAUACUAAGUUUAAUUACACACUACUACAAUAUGAUAAAGUGAAGGAUGGAGUGCCAUAUUUGGUUAAAAUCAGCGUACAACCAAGUAGAGGAAUCUACGAGGGCUAUGUUACUGUAAGUUAGUAUAUAAUGUUUAGAAGGUUUGGGAAAGGUCGAGUAGGGUAGGGUAGAAUAGGGUAGGGUAGGACAGGGUAGGGCACAUUAUGGUCUUGUAGGGUACCGUGCGGUUUGGGUAGGGUACCGUAGAAUUCAAUGAAGCAUCAGCGUAGGCGUAUUACUGUAGGAUCAAGUAUAAUAGUGUAACCUGGGUACUGAUGUAUUGUACUGUAGAGGGCGGGAUACUGUAGUUUAGGAUAGGGUGUAGUAGGCUUAGACCAUUACUAUAGGAUAACGUAUAAUAGUGUAAACUAGGUACUGUAGAGCUGGUUAUGACAAUGUAGGAUUACGUGAAGGACUAUAAGGCUGCUAGAAUACUGUAGUUUAGAAUAGGAUAUAGUAGGGUAGGGUAAGGUAGUUAAGGUACGGUAAGAGAUAGGGUAGAGUAGGGUAGGGUAGGGUAGGUUAGGGUAGGAUAGAUUGGGGUUUUUAUAAAUUUACCCGUUUUUAGGUAAAAAACGGUCGAGUAACGUUAAUAACAGACAAGUUUUGGAGGAUCGACAAGUACGCCAUCCAAGCCAGCUGUAUCCCAGAGAACUUUCUUAGGAAUUAUUGUUAUUGCUAG